GCUCAGCUCUCCUCGUUUUCCCUCCUCCUCCUCCUCCUCCUCCUCUUCCUCCCUCCCCAUCUCCAGCAGCUCCUCCCCCAGCCCUUGUGCGGGACUCCAUUUUCCCAGCCCCAAAGUCUCCAAGGAAAGGGGCCUUGGGAGCGCGCAUCCAAGAUGGAAUAACCAACCUUUUUUUCUGCUCACCCACCCUCCUUUCCCCCCUUGAUUUGGAGGGAAAAGAGCAGCAAGCGAGCCCCCCAGAUCGACGCCUUUUGUGUGUGUGUUGCGUGGCGGUGCGACUUGUUUGCGCGCUCCUUCCUGGGUGCGUUUCUUUUUGUGGUGGUCUGUGGAUACAUCGUGUGUUUUGCCUUUCCCCCCUCUUUUUGGGAGGCGAGAAUGGACGAGCAAGGGCGGCUGCUGCAGGCGCGGGGCCCGGUGGGUCUUCCGGGCCACCCCUCGGUGCCCGGGGUGCCGGCGAUGCCCCCGCACGCCCUCCACGAGCCCCCCUCGGACAACGGGGAGCCCCGCAAGCAGGACAUCGGAGACAUCCUCCAGCAGAUCAUGACCAUCACGGACCAAAGCUUGGACGAAGCGCAGGCAAAGAAACACGCGCUGAAUUGUCACCGCAUGAAGCCGGCCUUAUUCACCGUCCUCUGUGAAAUCAAAGAAAAAACAGGACUCAGCAUCCGAAGUUCCCAGGAGGAGGAGCCCGUGGAUCCCCAGCUGAUGCGCCUGGACAACAUGCUUCUGGCCGAGGGGGUGGCCGGGCCUGAGAAAGGUGGGGGCUCUGCGGCGGCUGCAGCGGCUGCAGCAGCAGCAGGUGGAGUGUCCCCCGAUAACUCCAUUGAGCACUCUGACUACCGGAACAAGCUCUCGCAGAUCCGCCAGAUCUACCACUCGGAGCUGGAGAAGUACGAGCAGGCUUGCAAUGAGUUUACGACACACGUGAUGAACCUGCUUCGGGAACAGAGCCGCACGCGUCCCGUGUCACCAAAGGAGAUUGAGCGCAUGGUCAGCAUCAUUCACCGGAAAUUCAGCUCUAUCCAAAUGCAACUGAAGCAGAGCACAUGCGAAGCCGUCAUGAUCCUCCGCUCCCGCUUCCUUGAUGCCAGGCGGAAGCGACGCAAUUUCAGCAAACAGGCCACCGAAGUACUUAAUGAGUAUUUCUACUCGCACCUGAGCAACCCCUACCCCAGUGAGGAGGCGAAGGAGGAGCUUGCCAAGAAAUGCGGCAUCACAGUCUCACAGGUCUCAAACUGGUUCGGGAACAAGCGCAUCCGCUAUAAGAAGAACAUCGGCAAGUUCCAAGAGGAAGCCAAUAUUUACGCCGUGAAAACGGCUGUCAGCGCCGCACAGAGUGGGGGCGACUCCCCCAACACCCCCUCCUCCGCGGGCUCUGGUGGCUCCUUCAAUCUCUCCAGUUCUGGGGACAUGUUCAUGGGCCUGCAAGGUCUGAAUGGAGACUCCUACCCGACAUCACAGGUGGAAUCGAUGCGUCACUCCAUGGGGCCCGGUGGCUACGGAGACAGUAUGGCCGCCACCCAGAUGUACAGCCCACGGGAAAUGAGGGCUAAUGGUGGUUGGCAAGAAGCGGCCACUCCAUCCUCCGUGACUUCUCCAACAGAAGGUCCUGGCAGCGUCCACUCCGACACCUCCAACUGAUCCUGUUGUGCCAUGCCUCUAUCUAAAACCUCCCCCAAGCCCUCUUUUUCAUGCUCCUCCUGGCUCCAGGGAAGGAAAACACACCUGAACUCAGCCGGGCAGGGAAAGGACUCUUUUCACUGCCAAGGGAUCACUAUGCUGGGGUGGGGAUGGGGAGGGAAUCCAGUACUGCACUCCUCAAGAUUCAAGGUGGCCGUGCUCCCUGGGGAAAAUAAGUCAGAAGCCGCCCGAUGUGAUCUAUCCCAUGAUCCCGAGGGGCACCUCUUAGUAAACAAGAUGCAAGCCUGGAAAUGGUGAAGGGGACCCAAUAUGAAGACAAGGGGGCGGUGGGGUGGGGAUGGGCAGAAGAAGGACAGUUUAUCUCCUUGGAGGGACUGGGGGAAUAGUCGUACAUGGCACCUGCGAUCAGUAUCGCAACCUGCUGGAUUGAUCUCAUAGGUAACAUCUGCCUGAGAGGGACCUAUAUAUAAAUGGCAUCUCCUGUAAGAUGUGAUCCAAGAUGGCAGCAGCGCUGAGAGGUCUCUUGGGAUGAGACAGGAAGUUUGCCAAACAGGGCUUCGAAGUUGGCAUCUCUCCAUGACGGGAUGAUUCCAAGAUGGCAAACCGGUGUCUUCCUGUUACAAUUGACUUGCAGUGUUUUUUUUUUAAAAAGGAGAAACAAUCAAAGAUUUGGAUUCUGUGUCGACCCCAAGAUGGCAUCUUCUCCCCUGGCCGUGCUCAUCCAGGACAGCGUCAUCCUAUACAGAAUCCAUUAAAAAAAGAAAAGAGAAUAAAAGAAUGAAAAUGAACACAGAAAGUGCUGCUUUGCUCCAGUCUGGACACAAGAUUGUGCAAGAUGACAGCGAUAAACUCUUGUGUGGGAUAGAUAACCCAAGUACCUUGGCUUGAAGAAGUGUUUCCUUGCAUACAAAGAUGUAAGACAGCUAUAAUCUGAAUGAGGAAGUGGAUGUCCCUCUGAGAUGCCAUCUAGAAAGAAAUUUGGGAGCCAAUAUGUGGCUGACAGGUGCCCCUGUUUAGACUAAGAGAUGUAGCCGACAGGCAUCUCUCCAUUAAGCUGAGCUCUCAAACACAAUAUGGUACUUUUAUCUAACAGACCAUGGUAGUUGGUGGAGGUUAGAUCACAGUUCAGAACACUAGAGGAGGAGAAGGAGUAGCAAGCACAGACUUCUGACCUCCUUUUGUGCACGGCUGGAUGCUUGAAAUAGGCUAGGGAUGGAUGGAGCCAUUGGGAAAAGGGAGCCCAUCUCACCCAAAGCAUACCUGUUACAUUAGCUGCAUUGCGAGUAGUGGGGAUCCAUUUUUCUUCCUAUCAGAGUGCAUCUACUCUGUAGAAUGAAUGCAGUUUGACACCACUUGAGUUGUCAUGGCUCAGUGCUGUAGAAUCGUGGGAGUUGCGAUUUGGAGAGGCCCAGCGCUCUUUGGCAGGGAGUACUGAAGACCUUAAAACUAGAAUACCAAGUAUCCCAUAGCAUUGAACCAUGCUCUUUAUCAAACUGCCUUCAGUCUUGAUUUCCAUCCCUUUUAAACCCCCCUCCCAACCAUUUAUUUUAAACUGAUCACUUCCUAUUAUCUAUUUUUUCUUGCUAUUUCACAGUCUUGCUGCUUUUCUGUCUUUUCAAUUCUUAUCCCUCCCUUGACCUCUAGCACCGGGCUAGGGCUUCUUUCUACGAGUCAAAUGUUAUAACCAACCAGGUUUUCCCUUCUCUGAGACAUUUUUUGCCAGCCGGUCAUCUUGGGCAGAACAGAAAAAUGUACUGUCCAGAAACAAAGAUAAAAGUUUUCCACAAAAUGGUACAGAUUUGGGUGUGAGUGCUGGUCUGGUGGCAAUAGUGAUGGCUAUGUGGCGGCUCAGGAUUUAAUUACAUUUAUUAUAUAUUCCAAAUGGUGUGGUUUUUUAAAAAUAGGUAGUCUCACACACCAUUAUAGUUUUGAAUGAAAAUCAUCCCCCGUGGACCUGUUACUGUCAUUGGAAGGAAAUUUCCCAUUCAUAGGAACUGGGAUACAAUAGGAGGAUUGCUGGGAUCGUGAUGGGAAAAGUCUUGACUCCUCCUUCAUGCUUCCUAGAGUCUUGCUCACCUCACCUGAAUGCUAUUUUUUUAUCUUAAAAGAGGAAAUCACAACUGUAAACUCUCCACAUUUGCUGGGUUUAGGGGCACAGGACCCUCAUGAAAGAGAAAAACCAUGAAUGAUUAACUUGCUCAUUUGUGCCUGUGAGAAUAAUCAAACCUGCAAAAAUCAAAAUGGCAAAUGUGGAGGGGUAACUGAUACGCUUAAUGAAAUGUAUGGUUCAGAAAUCUCAAGAAAUGUCUCUUUUGGCCAUUAUCACAGUUCCCUGAAAACUGCCAGCCAAGAUUAAUAAUAAUAAUAAUAAUAAUAAUAAUAAUAAUAAUAAUAAUACUUUAUUUAUACCCCUCCACCAUCUCCCCAAAGGGACUCGGGGCGGCUUAUGAAGAUUAUAUGAAGAUAGUAUAAAUGGUUUAGCGUGCACACCCAUAGGGAAAUGUGAAAGUUGGUGAAGCCUCACCAGUUUCCCAUAUAAACUGUAUAGAUGUCAUAGGAUAGUGUUACUCAAAAUAGUGUUCCCUGAUCUAUUGGCUGCCAGUCCCUACAGUAUUUGCAGGAGAGGACUGGUUGUUGCCAAUGAACACAAACGGGAUUCCAGUCCCUGGCUCAGUGAAAAAAAUAAUUGCUGGUUCCAGGGUGAGAUGUCUUUUGCAGUACCUAGGAGUGGUGCCGUAGCUGUGUGUUACAGAUUUCCUUGCAAAGGAAACCUAAAGCAUAGAAACAGCUAUGGAUGGUAAAGUAGUGUUUUGUCAGGAACAGUGUAAUGGCUUUAAAUAGUCUGGCAGUGUAGUGCUUUGCAGUCAAAAUGUAUGCUGUGUGGACUAAAACACAAUAUUAGUACUGUAUGCCUUUGGUUGUGCAAAAAAGCUCUGGAUACAGCCGGCCUUCCACAUUCACUAGUCAAAAACCAUGAAUAAAGAAAUUAUUUUUAUAGGAGCCUCGGUGGUGCAGUGGAUUAAACCCUUGUGCCGGCUGGACUGCUGACCGAAAGGUUGGGUUGCUGACCUUUUGUCCCUUGCAGGGACAUGAGAAAAGCAUCCGGGCAUCCCCUGGGCAAUGUUUCUGUAAACAGCCAAUUCUCUCACACCAGAAGCGACUUGCAGUAUGUUUUCAAGUGGUUUCUGACACGAUUAAAAAACCCACUAUUUUAUGUAAGGGAAUUCCUCUCUAGGGAUUUCUAGAUCUUCCAGCAUGGCUGUGUGGUCAGCUUUCAUUGACAUUGCAUUGCAUUGGAGGACCUAGACAUUCCUAAAAAGGACAUCUUUAAUCAAAUCUGUGAAUAACCAAAUCUGCAAAAGUCAAAACCACAACUCAACACAUUGGUGCCUGUGCUUCUGUUUUUCUUUUGUCCCGAUAGAAAGCAGCUUGGAAAAAUAAUUGGAACACAACCUAUUUAUGAUUGUCCAAUUUCUUUCUACCCUUCCUCCCUUCCUCCCCCUUUUUCUUUCUUUCCUCAUCUCUUCUGUCGCAAUGCAAGGGGAUGUAACCGCCUGGGUCUAUGAGGUUAAAUUUGGCUUAAUCCCAAUAGAGGGCUUAGUUCAGAGGUAUAUUUUCACUAUUAGGAUGGGGAGGGGGGAAUAGUAUGAAUGUGUAAAUAGUACAAUAUGGAGUGUGAAUGAUCUGAGCGAGAAAGACUGAGCUGAGGAGUAAGAUGAAGACGUUAGUCUAAAAAACAUUGGAUCCAAGAACAGAUGCGGAGACAUAAACUGGAUGAUAUGGAUAGCUCUUGGAACCGGUGAAACAAGAUGAAUAAAAACUUGCUGGAAUGGAGACAUGGUGGGAUGCUAAACUUUAAAAUUUCCUAAUGGGAACGGAAAGUAAAUAUGGAGGCAGGAAUAUUAAAACUAGAAGAGUUAAAAACUGUUGAGAUUAUGGGCCGGAAAGGGAGAAGUUAGAACAGUAGCAGAAAGGAGUCUAUAGAGUGUGUAAAAAAUUAUUCAUUGGGGGGGAAACUCAGUGGCACCUCUUCUAAACAGAAUGGAUAUUCUGGGAGAAAUUGAUGGAAGAGGGUAUGAGAAGAUACCAGAAUAAGGCUCAAAAAAGGGAAAGUGAAUAAAGUCAGUUGAAAAGAAUAGAUGGAGAAAGAACCUGAUCCUGGAAGGCAUCGGACACCAACACGAUUUGAACCAAGAAUGAAUGUGAUGUGCAAGAUUUUCCGGUGACAUAAGAGGCAAGAGCAAUGUCAAGUGACCGGACCCACCAGGCGCUCCCCUCCGUGCUCACGGGAGAGCUCCACGCUAGUCAGUCCAAUCGCUUUAUUACCUCAUGGCGCAAGAAACCAAUAGAGACUCGGGACAGAGACCUUUUGAACCUGCUACCUCUGUGUGCCCUGGGCCAAUGGGGGAGACCAGGCUGGGAGGAAAUGUCCCCCCCCCCCCCAAAAAAAAGACAUUGCCCCAUUCCCCUUGACGGAGGGUGCUGGGGCCCAUUGCCUGACUGGCCAUUGGACUUCUUCUGUUUUUGGCUCUAGGUUUCCUUUGCUUUUAUUAUUCUCAUCAUUAUUUUUCUUCUAUAAAAUUGAUGACAAGUUUU
Anolis carolinensis (green anole) is the source of this 6237-nucleotide messenger RNA. RefSeq names its product PBX homeobox 2 (gene pbx2). Gene Ontology annotation, cellular component: nucleus. NCBI's taxonomy places the organism in Eukaryota, Metazoa, Chordata, Lepidosauria, Squamata, Anolidae. Gene Ontology annotation, molecular function: DNA-binding transcription factor activity, RNA polymerase II-specific; RNA polymerase II cis-regulatory region sequence-specific DNA binding. The transcript has 9 exons. Gene Ontology annotation, biological process: neuron development; eye development; embryonic organ development. The record is from RefSeq and is a predicted model, not a curated record. The coding region runs from base 376 to 1641 and encodes 421 amino acids.